Diabrotica virgifera virgifera (western corn rootworm) is the source of this 875-nucleotide messenger RNA. RefSeq names its product coiled-coil domain-containing protein 25. The record is from RefSeq and is a predicted model, not a curated record. Bases 104 to 727 code for a protein of 207 amino acids. NCBI's taxonomy places the organism in Eukaryota, Metazoa, Arthropoda, Insecta, Coleoptera, Chrysomelidae. The transcript is spliced from 4 exons.
UCAUUAUAUGUCAAAAUUGUCAAAAGCGUUUCUAACCUCCAAACCUGAAAAAUUUGAUUUUUAAGUUUUAGUUGCAUUUAAAAUACUAUGAUAGGAAUUUAAAAUGGUAUUUUACUUUGAAAGCACUGUCGUUUCACCUCCUACAGUCUUAUUUAUGGGUAUAGACAAAAAUGAAAAUGAAGAUCUAAUCAAAUGGGGCUGGCCAGAAGAUGUUUGGUUUCAUGUGGAUAAAGUAUCUUCUGCCCAUGUUUAUCUUCGGUUACCACCUGGACAGACAAUAGACGAUAUACCCUCAACAGUUUUAGAAGAUGCCGCCCAACUCGUUAAAGCUAACAGUAUAAAUGGAAACAAAAUGAAUGAUGUCGAUGUAGUGUAUACCAUGUGGGCGAACCUGAAAAAAACACCUGGUAUGGAAGUUGGCCAAGUGGGAUUUCAUAAAGAAAAGGAAGUGCGAAAAAUCAGAGUAGCAAAACGAAUUAAUGAAAUUGUCAAUAGGCUAAACAAAACAAAGAAAGAAGAGCAUCCAGAUUUUAGGGGAGAACGCGAAAAGAGAGAUAGGUUAGAGAGAGAAGACAAAAAGAAAAACUUACGGGAACAAAAGAAAAAAGAGGAAGAUGAAGAAAAGAAACGGAAAGAAGAUGCUGAACUUAAAAGUUAUAAUUCUUUAAUGAAUGCAGAUAAUAUGGCCAAAUACGACGAUGGCAAUGAUUCCGAUGAUUUUAUGUAAUGUAAGUUUUAAGGCGAUGAUAUUGAGAAGAAAACAUACUCGUUUUGUUUAAACAAUUUAUUUGUUUUUCAACUUUUUACAUUUGUGUCAAAAUUAUUUUGUAACAUCUUUGGUUAAGUUUUUAUAAAAAUACAAAAAGUAAAUACUG